UGGCCACCGGGGCCUCUCUUCUUCCCCACCCUCAGCCUUCUUCCCACCAUGGCAGCGCGGGCGAUGGGUCGAACCCAAUCCGUGGACUGCGAACAAGACCCACGGGAAUCAUCCCUUCGGUGUUGAUCAUUUCGCCCCCCCUUCGCUCUCGAUCGCUCUCCUCUGCGCGCGCAUAAUCCCCUCCCGGCUGGCUCAUCCUCCUUUGCACUCGACGCACGUCGCUCGAGGCCCCCGGAAAGCUGCGCGCUUUACAGCUGCGGUAGGUGGAUCAGGCGAUGGCGGCCAACGGCGGGCUGCUGGAGCGGCGGAGCUCCGUGCGGCGGUCCGGGAGCACGGUGAAGGAGGAGCCGGCGGCCGACCAUGGCGCCGAGGAGCACGCCACGGGACCUUCCACGGGACCUUCCGACAUGGACGUGAUGAAGGAGAAGUUCGGCAAGCUGCUGCUCGGGGAGGACAUGUCCGGGUCCGGGAAAGGCGUGCCGUCCGCGCUGGCCCUGUCCAACGCCAUCACUAAUCUUGCAGCUGCUGUGUUCGGCGAGCAACGCAAGCUGGAGCCCAUGUCACCCGACAGAAAGGCGAGGUGGAAGAAAGAGGUGGGCUGGCUCCUCUCCGUGGCGGAUCAGAUCGUCGAGUUCGUCGCCAAGAAACAACUCUUGGACAACGGCGUCGAGAUGGAGGUGAUGUGCACGCAGCAGCGAAGGGACCUGCAGUCCAACGUACCGGCAUUGCGCAAGAUCGACGCCAUGCUUCUCGAUUACCUGGACGGCUUCAAGGACCGCAACGAGUUUUGGUACGUGAAGCGCGACUCGUGCUCCGAGACGGAGAAGGAGGAGUCCAACACGUCGGAAGAGAAAUGGUGGAUACCCAUCGUGAAGGUCCCUCCCAACGGCCUGCCUCCGGCGUCCAGAGGCUGGAUCCAGCACCAGAAGGAGCUGGUGAACCAGGUGCUCAAGGCGGCCAUGGCCAUCAACGCCAACUGCCUCAUGGAGAUGGCCAUCCCGGAGUCCUACCUAGAAUCGCUGCCCAAGAACGGGAGGGCGAGCCUCGGGGACGCGCUGUACCGGAUCAUCACGGACGUGGAGUUCGACCCGGACGACUUCCUGUCGACGGUGGACCUGACGUCGGAGCACAAGAUCCUGGACCUCAAGGACCGCAUCGAGGCGUCGGUCAUCAUCUGGAACAGGAAGGUGCACAACAAGGACGGGAAGUCCGCGUGGGGCUCCGCCGUCAGCCAGGAGAAGCGGGAGCAGUUCGAGGAGCGGGCGCAGACGCUGCUGCUCAUCAUCAAGCACAGGUACCCCGGCAUCCCCCAGUCCAGCCUUGACAUCGCAAAGAUACAAGAAAACAGGGACGUGGGAUUUGCUAUCCUGGAGAGCUACUCCAGGGUGCUGGAGAGCCUGGCCUUCAACGUCAUGUCCAGGAUAGAGGACGUGAUCGUCGCCGACAACGUUGCCAGGGAGAAGGCCAAGAAGGACGCGCCGGCCGGGCCGGAGCCGGCAUCGAUCCCCGACGGCAGCAUGGCGGACAGCAUGACGCUGCUCGACUUCAUGGGCUGGAACGGCGACGCGGAGGGGAAGCCCGACGACCAGUCCCCGUUGGCGGCGGAGCAGGCGCAGGACGACGGGAGGCUCAUGAAGCUGCCCAACAUCAUGACCAACCUCAAGCAGACCUACAUGGACGUCCUCGGAGGGCCUGCUCGCAAUUAGAUCCAUCCAGGCCACAAUUAACACAAGAAGAUUUUGGAUGUAUUUUUUUCUUUUACAUUACACAUAGUGUACAUACAUAUUUGAUUACUAUGUUCUGAUAAAACUGGGCGGCCGCUUGAGUAGCCCGCGGUUUUUCACUUGUGAUUUUGCACACUUGGAUCAACCCUUGUUGUAUCAUCAUUCUAAAGGAUUGACCAAUAUAUCUCAUCUAGACCCA
Molecule: messenger RNA, 1923 nt
Organism: Hordeum vulgare subsp. vulgare (domesticated barley)
Lineage: Eukaryota; Viridiplantae; Streptophyta; Magnoliopsida; Poales; Poaceae
Product: rop guanine nucleotide exchange factor 9-like
Exons: 8
Coding region: 276-1706 (476 amino acids)
Molecular function (GO): guanyl-nucleotide exchange factor activity
Source: RefSeq, a predicted model, not a curated record